CUGAGGCGGAGGAGCCGCCGCCAUUUCGGUGUCGCUGGGAGCGGGGCCGGGGCAGCGCUGAGGGGGCGGCGAUGGAUCCCGGAGCCCGCCCGGGUGGCGGCGGCGCCCCGGGGCAGUCCCGCGAGUACAAACUGGUGAUGCUGGGCGCGGGCGGCGUCGGCAAGAGCGCCAUGACCAUGCAGUUCAUCAGUCACCGCUUCCCAGAGGACCACGAUCCUACCAUCGAGGACGCCUAUAAAAUCCGGAUUCGCAUCGAUGACGAGCCUGCCAACCUGGACAUAUUGGACACGGCAGGACAGGCAGAGUUCACAGCCAUGAGGGACCAGUACAUGAGGGCUGGCGAGGGUUUCAUCAUCUGCUACUCCAUCACGGACCGGCGCAGCUUCCACGAGGUGCGCGAGUUCAAGCAGCUCAUUUACCGCGUGCGCCGCACCGACGACACCCCCGUGGUGCUGGUGGGCAACAAGUCUGACCUGAGCCAGCUGCGCCAGGUGUCCAAGGAGGAAGGCUCUGCCUUGGCACGGGAAUUCAGCUGCCCCUUCUUUGAGACGUCGGCCGCGUUCCGGUACUACAUCGACGACGUGUUCCACGCGCUGGUGCGCGAGAUCCGCCGCAAGGAGAAGGAGGCCGUGAUGGCCAUGGAGAAGAAAUCCAAGCCCAAAAGCAGUGUCUGGAAAAGACUCAAGUCCCCCUUCAGGAGGAAGAAGGAUUCGGUCACUUGAACAGAACAUUCCUCUGCAGAACAGGACAAAAGCUGUGACCUUUUGUAGCCAAAGGAGCUCGGUGACAACGCUGACGGGAUGUGUGACGCCUGAGGGGACUUUGUGAGGGAAUGCCUAACUCUGCCAGUUGUUUUUGUUUAGAACCAUGUUGCCUUGAUUCUGGGUGUUGAACUUCAGACCCAGUGACAGUUGUACUUUGUUGUCAUUUUUUUACUGGACCCAGCAGGCGUUGCCCAUGGGUUUGUGGCCCUGCACUUUGGAGUGUUUGUCCUUGGUCACGGUGCCCUGGGAGCUGAACUGUGCAAAGCAUUGCUGGAGUUGGACCCAGCCUGAUUGAAUCUGUGGUUUUCCCAGUUGGAAAAGAGGAUUUUGCUGCUCUCCACAACAGCAGCCCACAGUGUGAGAGGCUGAACAAAGUGUCAUGGCCUUAGAGGUCACCGAAUUUCUUGGCUGGAAUUUCUUCUGCCCUCAUGGAACAGAUUUCUUUCCAGGAAAAUUGACAUGGAAUACUUGUGUGCAAGCUCAUCCAAGCGAUCAGUUCACCAGCAGUGCUGUAGGUGGGAUGUAAACAAGCCAGAAUCACAGAAUCAUUUCAACUGGAAAGACUUCUGGGAUCAGUGAGUCCAACCUGUGACCCAGCACCACCCUGUCACCCAGAGCAGGGCAUUCAGUGCCACAUCCAGUCCUUUAAACACCUCCAGGGACAGUGACUCCACCACCUCCUGAGCAGCCCCUUCCAAAUUCCAUCACCCUUUGCCCUAAAGGCACACUGUGACUUGGCAGCAGUGCAGGGACACGUGGGAUUUUCCUGCUGCAAACAGCACUGAAGAUGUGAUGUGCUGGAGAAACCACAGCUUGGAGCUUCCUGGCUUGUUACAAAUCCUGGUGGGAAUGGGGCACUGGCUUAUUUGGUCAGCUCUGUGAUGUCCUAAAGGCAACAGUGAUUUUGGGGAACUGUUUUGCAGAGAAAAUGGCUGAUGCUGAGGGUCUGGGCCCAGAACUGCCAUUGCCUGGUCCUGGUGAGGCUCUCCCAGUGCAGCCUGAGCAUUGCUGGAGCAGAGCAGGGCAGCACAGGCCCAGCAGCUCCUCCCCUCCCUGACCUCACCUGUGCAGGUGACCCAGGCACUUUCUGGUGCUCAGGAAGAAGGAUUUGAGGGACUCUGUGCCCUGGAGCUGAUUGAUUUUACAGCAGUUUUGGGGUCAGGUGCCUGGUGCUCCUCUGGAUUUUGCUGUUUAACAGCAGGACAGAUCCCAGCUGGGCAACUCAGCAGUUUUUCUGCACCAAGUGCCUGGAAUCCUUCACUGUGAGAGUGAAAGAGCUGAUUAGACUGAAGUGAUCUUCCUGAUCACCUCUCAGAUCUGUGCUGGCAGUGCCAUCCAAACUGAAAACCCAGGUGUAAAAGGGUUGGUAAAGGAAGUGAGGAUUAAAAAAUAUAUAUAUCUAUAUAUAUAUGUAAAAAAACUCCUUGUUACCUAAGACAGGGAUGGAAAUCCUGUGCCUGUUGGUUUGAAGAAUAUUUUAUUUGUAGAAGACUUAGAAGUGUGGCAGGGGCUGCAUUUUAUAUUUGCUUUGUGAUGAGCUGAACAUUUAAAUUGGUUUCCAUUUCUCAUCUCCUCCCAGUGCUAUGCUGCUCUGGCAGCAAUCACAGAAUCAAAAAAUGGCUGGGAAGAGGCUGAGGAGAAUUCAGAUUGUUCAGAAUUUCAGACUCUUCCCCCUUCCUGUGUGAGCAGCCAACACUAAUGUUCUCAUUUUUGGAUUACAAGCUAUCUAAAACUCAGAUAAAAAGCCAAAAACUGGAGGAAGAGGAGGAGGAAGGAGCUGAGAAGUGGCUCCAGAGCAUUUUUUGGGUCUGUCAGGUGUUUCAGAGCUGGGGCCUGACAGUGGUGAUGCAUUUUCCAGUGCUUUUCCCUAAAAUCUCCAUCAGCUCUCAGAGCACAGCAGAGGUGCUGAAUGCUGUACAGGACUAUUUUUACCCCUAAAAAAAUGAAUUCUGUGCCUUACCUGAGUCCUGCAGUGCAGUUUAGGUGUUUACUAAUGCCUGUUGCUUCUAGAAUUCGUAGAGCAGAACAGCAGCCAGCACUUUUUUUUUUCUCUUUUUUUUUACACAGUGUUAUUCAAAGAGUUUUAUUUUUUGUCAUGUAUAAAUUUGUACACAGAACAAUCCUUUUAUUUGACACAAUAUAUAUAAUUUUUAAUACAAA
Messenger RNA from Vidua chalybeata, 2924 nucleotides. It is a transcript of the gene RIT1, whose product is annotated as Ras like without CAAX 1. Bases 72 to 722 code for a protein of 216 amino acids. Gene Ontology annotation, molecular function: GTP binding; calmodulin binding; GDP binding. The transcript is spliced from 5 exons. The record is from RefSeq and is a predicted model, not a curated record. NCBI's taxonomy places the organism in Eukaryota, Metazoa, Chordata, Aves, Passeriformes, Viduidae. Gene Ontology annotation, biological process: Ras protein signal transduction. Gene Ontology annotation, cellular component: plasma membrane.